AUGGAGGCAAUCCCGCAGAAGGUGUACAGAGAACCUGGUCCAAAGAGCUGGAACCGGACAGAGAGCAUGGGUGCAUGGGUGGGUGCAAAUGAUGCAGGACUUUUUCCCUUCUGCAUCCACAGUCCCAAAUUCACUCAUGUGGAGCAAGGCACUCGGGGUGAACUGAGUUCAUGCGCUGUGUCAGCACAGCACCUUGAUCAAGGGCUGUGCGUGCAGAGCCUGUGCUACUCUGUGAUGAGCUCACAUGAAAGUCACACCGAGAAGCACCCUGGUGCUUGCCAGAGAUGCUUUGUGUGGAGAAAGCCUUUUCUUGGAAGGUUUGAAUCUCACUGGAAGGCUUUCCUGACCAGCAAAUCCUUAUACUCACUCAUGGAAAGACCUUUUAGAAGAGAGCUCGUAAAAGUUCUGUGGUUUCAUGAGCUGCCUUUCAGGCUGCAGAGCUCAGUUCUCUCUGGUUUUACCACAUUGCAGCUUCUUCCCCAGCAGGAGAUGCCUGAAUCCUUUGCCCAAUUAUGGUGCCCAAGGUGCACUGUGGUCAGCAAUGGUUACUCCAUCCAUGGCCAAUGCCUUAGGAAAAUUGAGUCUCACCAUGUUAUCAUAAGAUUAAAUGAUGCUCCAGUAAAAGAGCACAAGAAAGAUAUAGGUGAGAGAACAAUAAUCCGUCUCUUGUUCCCUGAAUCAGCUCUGCCCAACCCUCUGGAAAACAAUGACAAUGAUGCACAGGUGUUUGUCCCAUUCAAGCCCCUGGCUUACCUCUGGUUGAGGGAAAUAUUACUGAAAACAAGGAAUAAGACGUGGUGGGGUUUUGGCACCAGCCCCCCCACCAAGUGGAAUGGGAACAUCUCUCAGCUACAUAUUCUCAACUCGUAUGUCACCUAUGAAGUGACAUACAAACUGCUGCAGCUGAACGUGGCAAGUAGGAGAUAUGCUGCCACGGGAAUCAUUGCUUUGAACUCAGCCCUCCAUAUAUGCCAAGAGGCCAAUAUUGCAGGCUUUGGUUACCCUGGCAACCAUGACAAUACUAAGCCAAUAUAUUACUACAAUAAUGUAAAGAAGAGGUAGCAAAUGCCUCCUCUUCAAACUAAGCUCUUUCAGCACAAUAUCACUGCUGAGAGAAACAGGCUGGUGAAAAUUAUUGAGUCAGACGUGGUGAGAGAGGGCCAUGCUGCUUGCUGUCUCCUCCAGGAUGUUGCUAUGUCAUAUUUCCUCUUCUUUACUCCCCUUAUUGCUGCUUUCUUCCUGGACUGUUAA
Molecule: messenger RNA, 1251 nt
Organism: Falco peregrinus (peregrine falcon)
Lineage: Eukaryota; Metazoa; Chordata; Aves; Falconiformes; Falconidae
Product: CMP-N-acetylneuraminate-beta-galactosamide-alpha-2,3-sialyltransferase 4-like
Biological process (GO): glycolipid biosynthetic process
Molecular function (GO): sialyltransferase activity
Source: RefSeq, a predicted model, not a curated record